Molecule: messenger RNA, 192 nt
Organism: Podospora pseudopauciseta
Lineage: Eukaryota; Fungi; Ascomycota; Sordariomycetes; Sordariales; Podosporaceae
Exons: 2
Coding region: 1-192 (63 amino acids)
Source: RefSeq, a predicted model, not a curated record
AUGGCCCCCUGGUUGCCAGAUGGCGGGCAUGUGCAUGGGUCAAGCCGCCACACGCAAUACCAGCAUGUGCUAUGGAUGAGGGUGAUCGCAAGGGAUGCCACCACCACCACCACCACCACCAUCAUUACCAUUACCACCAGCCCCGACCCACGGCCCCAUGUCCCACGUCCCACGGCCCACGGCGAGGAAUGA